Salvelinus fontinalis (brook trout) is the source of this 5426-nucleotide messenger RNA. RefSeq names its product zinc finger protein 664-like. The record is from RefSeq and is a predicted model, not a curated record. Bases 240 to 1532 code for a protein of 430 amino acids. Lineage: Eukaryota; Metazoa; Chordata; Actinopteri; Salmoniformes; Salmonidae. Gene Ontology annotation, biological process: negative regulation of transcription by RNA polymerase II. The transcript has 2 exons. Gene Ontology annotation, cellular component: nucleus. Gene Ontology annotation, molecular function: DNA-binding transcription repressor activity, RNA polymerase II-specific.
GCUUCUUUCAGCAGCAGCAACAGUUAGUCCGCCACCUCGGUAGCUUGCUAGCCAAAGUAGCCGAACCCAUAAAGCUCUUUAGACGCUUUAGUGUAUAUUAGCCACUGUAUUUUAAACCCUUGUCUGUCGUCUAGUUGGUUAGUUAUCCUAUUUAAUUUCAUAUUUACGGUGCUGUUGUUAUUAUUCAGCUAGCGGGCUGGUUAAGUUAGCAUUAGCCUAGCUAGCUAACAUCUCCGACCAUGAGUUCACUAAAUUACUCUCUUCCUGCUGAAGAAGAGACGGUCUGUUGGACGGAGAAAGAAGCUCUCAUCAAAGAGGAGGAGGAAGAGAAGGAUGUUACAAUACAAAAACAAGUAGAGGGUGAGGUUGUUACAGGGAAAGAAGAAGAGAAAGACGUUACAGUGAAAGAGGAGGAGGGUGUUACAGUAAAAGAUGAGGACGAUUCAGUUUUUGAAGUGAAAGCGGAGGAUGGGGAGUUUACGGUCUCAUCGGAAGAAGAGGAGGAAGAAACUGAAUAUCUGGGCCCGAUUUCCCAAACGCAAUUUAAGGCAUCCAGUGGUUCUAAAGAUGAACUUAGCCAUAAGAUGGUUUUGAGAAACCGGGCCGUGAUUACCACUGGAGAGAGACGGGACUAUCGUGGAUCCUCUGGGGAGUCUCAACUACAUCAUGACGCUGCCGAGGCAGAGAAGAGUCUCUCCACGUCAGAACUCCUCAAGAAACACCAGCAGAGAUCGACAGGAAAGAAACCUCACCGCUGCUCUGACUGUGGGAAGAGAUUCACCUCCUCAUCAGGCAUUAAAAUUCAUCAGAGAUUCCACACAGGAGAGAAACCUUAUUGCUGUGGUCAAUGUGGGAAGAGAUUUACCUCCUCAUCAUGCAUUAAAAUUCAUCAGAGAAUUCACACAAGAGAGAAACCAUAUGGCUGUGCUCAAUGUGGGAAGAGUUUUGUUAAUUCUAGCGAUCUGACUGCACACCAAAGAACACACACAGGAGAGAAACCAUAUGGCUGUGCUCAAUGUGGGAAGAGUUAUUUUACAUCUAGCAAUCUGACUGCACACCAUAGAAUACACACAGGAGAGAAACCAUAUAGCUGUGAUCAAUGUAGGAAGAGUUUUUCUACAUUUGGCUCUCUAACAAUACACCAGAGAACACACACAGGAGAGAAACCUUAUAGCUGUGAUCAAUGUGGGAAGAGUUAUUGUCAAUCUGGCCAACUGACAGUGCACCAGAGAACACACACGGGAGAGAAACCAUAUAGCUGUAAUCAAUGUGGGAGGAGUUUUAGUACUUCUAACUAUCUGACAGUACACCAGAGAACACACACCGGAGAGAAUCCGUUAUGUGAUCAAUGUGGGAAGAGUUUUACUACUUCUAGUUAUCUAACUAUACACCUUAGAACACACACAGGAGAGAAAUCUUAUAGCUGUGAUCGAUGUGGGAAGAGUUUUACUCAGCAAAACAGCCUGAAUAUACACAAGUGGACACACACAGGGGAAGGGAUACUUCCCUUCCCCUGUAUCUCAGAUCUCUGAUUAAACAUAAAAUACAUCAAGGAGUUGUUUCAUGAUAUCAAUGAAAUAAUGUCACAAUGUAGAAUGUUUAAACAUUGUAGGAGGAGUAUUUUAAACCUGUUAUGGCUGCACGCUGAAUAUUGAAAAAACUGGAAAAUGUGUGCACAUUUUCAAACGGCCUCCUAAGAAACUUUUUAUUUUCCAAUAUGCAUAUAUUUACUACUGUUGGAUAGAUAACAGUCUGUAGUUUCUAAAAAGGUUUGAAUUGUUUCUCUAAGUCGAACAGAAAUAUUUUUACAGCCAUUUUCCCAGCCGAAUUGAGUUUUCCAAAAUGCGAUGUGUCUCUUUAAGACCUUCUCUAUAAAAGGCCAUUUGACUUGGGACGAUAGAGACACGUCACAGGCGUUUGUCAGACUGUAAUGCGGAAGUGAGAAUUGAAAGGAGUCGAAUAUCUCGUCCCUGGACUGAAUAACACAACUUCUUGUGAGACCUGCGCAGUUAAAAAAAAAAAUCCGGGCGCGAAGGAUAAUUUGGUCUCAGCUUCUGGAACAAGGUAGAUAACGUUGAAUAUGAUGCCUGACUACGAUAUUAUUUGAUACAUGUCACAAAAUCAUCCUAAAGUAUGUUUUUUCAAUAUACUUUAAUUAUAUUAUUGCAAUUUAUUCUGGACUUUAGAUGUGAAACGACGGAAGAAUUUUUUGAAGAAACGCUUUCUAGCGCAGCAAUGCUAUCGUGCUAGCUAACCAAAGAGGGAAAUAAUUCGUUCUGGAACCCAACUAAAGACUCUACUGGACAUUGGACCCCGUUACAACAUUCUGAUGGAGUAUCAAGAAAGAUAAGACCCAAUUUGGGAUGCUUUUUCAUAUAUAUGUCGAACUGUUGAAUGCUAACUCUGCUAACUGUGCUAGGCUAGCGCUUGACUAGAAUCAAUGCUGCCUUAUGCUAGCUUAUGAUGUUAGCUAAUAUAACGAUAUAUUGUGUUUUCGCUGUAAAACACUUCAAAAAUCGGAAAUGUUGGCUUUAUUCACACGAUAUCUGUCUUUCAUUAGUUAUCCACCAUAUGUUUUUUAUGAGGUGUAAUUAGUAGCCGACGUUGGUGUAUGUAUUUUCUCUGGCUACUCCCGGCUGGAUUCAGACUGUAGCUAUGUAUUAGCAUUUUUGGGUAGCAUCAAUGUAAAACUGAUUUAUAGCUAAAAUAUGCACUUUUUAUGAACAAAACAUAGAUUUAUUGUGUAACAUGUUAUAUGACUGUCAUCUGAGGUCGUUUUUUCUGGGCUCUUUAGGUUGGUUUUAGUUUAUUUCGGUUGGUUGUGCAUGCUACUUCAAUCAUAAUUCAUACUUCAUAAUCAUAAUUCAUACGUGUCUGUCCACUUUUGUAUUUGGUGGUGAGCUAACAUAAAUAUAUGUGGUGUUUUCUCUGUAAAACAUUUAAAAAAUCGGACAUGUUGGCUGGAUUGACAAGAUGUUUAUCUUUCAAAUGCUGUAUUGGACUUGUUAAUGUGUAAAAGUUAAAUAUUUUUAAAAAAUAGAUUUUGAAUUUCGCGCCCUGCAGGGGUGUCAUUUUCGGUCCGAGGUCGGGCUUGCACCCCAAACAGGUUAAUGAUGUCACAAUGUAGAACCCUAAAUGUUUGUCCCCUGUUCUAUUGAUUUCAACAUGAUAUGGAUAUUAGCCUCAGGGGGAAAAUCCAGGCUCUGAAUUGGAAGAUGACUAUUUAUGAGAUUUAUCAGAAAGUGACUAACAAAAAACUAGUUGUCCUCUAACCAGUGAUGUACACAUUAUUCCCAGAUUCCGUGUGGUUUUUGAGCUGUUAGUUUUAACAGGACGUGCAACCUCAUCUCCCUUCUGUCACACAAUUGAUUUCAACAUGAUAUCGUUGAGUGAUGACAAAUAAGUGUUGUGUUCCUUUGUUUAGUGACCCCUACAUUUAAAUGCAUCACUGCAAAAUGUAGCUGACUGUCUUCUGCAGGUUGUCCUCUAACCAGUGAGGUAAAAUAUAUCUCCCAUUUCCACGUGUUUUUUUAGUUGUUAGUUUCAACAGCAAGUACAACCUGAUUUCCCCCCCUAAUCGAUAUCAGUGAUUUAUUGCUACUUGUCAAAACAACAGCGUUUCUGGUGCUUGUGCAGUUUAUAAGGAGCUUGUUUAAAAAAAAUAAAAGAAAUAUGAUUAUUGUGGCAGAUGUUUGUGUAAAUAGCACAUUAUGUUUAGGUUUUCAAUUUAUCCCAAACUGUUUCUGCAUAUUGGUUAUUGAUUUGGACACGUUAAAACUGUGUUUUGACAUUGAGGCUAUCCCACCUAGCACAAUAUAAUUGAAAAGUUGUUGAAAAUAAGACAAUGCAAUCAAAAAAAAAUGUAUAUAUUUUUUUAUUAUACCAUGCCUUACCAUUAAGUUAAUUAUUGACAAUACAUAUUAACAAAGGGGUGAAUAUUUGGUUUUGAUAUUUCAUAUUUACAAUCAUGUAACAUUUACUAAUCAUAGUUAUUCAUGCAACCAACUUGUCAUUUUGGGUACAUUUAUAUUGCUUUUAUAAUAUCAGGGUUCAUUCUCAGAUGUACUCCCAAAUGUACUAGAGCAUGACAUUGGGGACUUUAUAUGCAACAACAUGCUUAUUGAGUGAACCCUGAAAAGAGAGAGAAGCUCCACAGUGAGGAGAAGAAGCUAGAAGCUAGUGGGUUUUAGGAAGACGAGAGUUCUAGAAGCUAGUGAGGUUUAGGAAGAUGAGAGUUCUAGAAGAUAGUGAGUUUUAGGAAGAUGAGAGUUCUAGAAGAUAGUGAGUUCUAGGAUUCUAUAGAAUGAAAAAGGAGAGAAAAAUAAUACGGUUGUAUAUUAUUAUUUAGAAAUACGUGUUUUUUCUUGUUUUUAAUUGUUGACAGCCAGUAGACACUAUGUUUAUAUUGUAGAAGGUGAAGCAUUGUAAUUGAUUAUGUGAAAUGGAAGUUGUAGAGAUACUCUGAAUGAUUGGCUAUGAAAAGCCAACUGACAUUUACUCCUGAGGUGCUGACCUGUUACACCCUCAACAACCACUGUGUUUAUUAAUAUUUGACCCUGCUGGUCAUCUAUGAACAUUUGAACAUCUUGGCCAUGUUCUGUUAUAAUCUCCACUCGGCACAGCCAUAAGAGGACUGGCCACCCCUCAGAGCCUGAUUCCUCUCUAGGUUUCUUCCUAGGUUCUUGUCUUUCUAGGGAGUUUUUCCUAGUCACCGUGCUUCUACACCUGCAUUGCUUGCUGUUUGGGGUUUUAGGCUGGGUUUCUGUACAGCACUCUGUGACAUCAGCUGAUGUAAGAAGGGCUUUAUAAAUACAUUUGAUUGAUUGUACAACUGAAUGCAUUCAACUGAAUGUGUCUUGGGAGCACUGAUUGGUGUCACCUCGUUAGUCAGUAUGUGUUACACCUGUGCUGGCUUGUCCAUCUUGUUAGUGGGAAGGUGUUUCACCCGAGCUGGUCCAGGUUCUAUUUAAGAGUGUCUGGCCCAGUGCUCCAGUUGUCUUGAUAGAUGUGGAGAGUCAACACCUUUAGUUGCUCCACCUUUUUUGUUUGCUUCCUGUCUUUAAGUUUUGUGUGGGUUUUUCUUUUGUUUUCCUCUUCUUGGGCAGAUUUAGUGGGUCUCAUGGUGGGUGUCUUUUAUGUCCCAGUUGUUGUUACUAGUCAACUUUCAGUGGACACCCCCAUAGUGUCUUUCAGAGCCCCUCCUAAAAAACAAGUUUGUAUUUUGGGUUGUGUUGGAUAUAGCAUCAUAUUUUUUAUAUUUUAAUCAGUCGUUUCCUUAAUUCAGUUGUUAUUCUUCUGUUUUUUAUCCUGUUAUGUUUGUUGUGUACUAAAUACUUCUGUUUAUUUUCUUAGUUUUUUCCUGUGAAGCCAUUGUGCUAUAUCCAUGUCUGACAUGUGCUGUAUAAAUAAAGCUUGAUUUGAAAAUA